This is a messenger RNA of Equus quagga, 3435 nucleotides long. RefSeq names its product L-amino-acid oxidase-like. Lineage: Eukaryota; Metazoa; Chordata; Mammalia; Perissodactyla; Equidae. Gene Ontology annotation, molecular function: polyamine oxidase activity; L-amino-acid oxidase activity. Bases 13 to 1605 code for a protein of 530 amino acids. The transcript has 7 exons. Gene Ontology annotation, biological process: amino acid catabolic process. The record is from RefSeq and is a predicted model, not a curated record.
UCUGGGCUCAGCAUGAGCUGCAAGGCCCUAGCCAAGAUGAAGGGAAUCCUCAUCUUGGGGCUCCUGUUGGCUACUCCCAGCUGCCUUGCCUCCUAUGAGGACCUGGUCAAGUGCUUCCAGGACCCUGAAUAUGAGUCCAUCCUUGUCACGGCCCAGGAGGGCCUCCACACCUCCCGGCUGCCCAAGCAUGUGGUGGUAGUGGGAGCUGGCAUGUCUGGCCUGGCAGCCGCCAAGGCCUUGCAGGACGCUGGCCACCAGGUAACCGUCCUGGAGGCCAGCGAUCAUGUCGGGGGUCGAGUGCUCACAUUCAGGAAUGAGGAAGAGGGCUGGUACUUUGAACUGGGGCCGAUGCGAAUCCCAAAGUCCCACAGGCUGGUCCACACCUAUGUCAAGAAGUUGGGCCUGAAGCUGAACAAGUUCAUCCAAUAUGAUGACAACACCUGGUACCUCAUCAACGGACAACGCUAUCGCACCAGAGAGGUCAAGGCCAACCCAGAGCUCCUGGGCUAUUCCGUGAACCCCACUGAGAAGGGCAAGAGUGCUGCGAAGCUUUUCUACCAGUCCAUUGCCAAGCUCAAAAAAAGUCUGAAAAAUUUCAACUGCAGCCACCUGAUGUCCUUUUAUGAUUCUUACUCCACCAAGGCUUACCUGCUGAAGGAAGGGAUGCUGAGCCGAGGAGCAGUAAAUAUGAUUGGGGAUGUGAUGAAUGAGGAUGCUGGAUACUAUAAAUCCCUCCUGGAGUCCCUGCGGACUGACACCAUCUUCCUCAAAAGCAACGACUUUUCUGAGAUCACAGGUGGCUUUGACCAGCUCCCCAAGGCCCUCAGUGCCAGCUUGAAGCCUGGCACCAUCCGUCUGGGCUCCAAGGUGGAGACGGUAGUGAGGGAUGGGCCCAAGGUCCGGAUUUCCUACCGGGUGGACGAGCCCAACUCUGAGCUGCACACCCUCACCGCGGACUUUGUCAUUAUCUCCGCCUCAGCCAAGGCCACGCGCCUCAUCACCUUUAAGCCAGCGCUCUCCCCAGACAAGGUGGACGCGCUCCGCUCGGUGCAUUACACCAGCGCUACCAAGGUGAUUCUGGCCUGCAAUGAGCCCUUUUGGGAGCGGGAUGGCAUCCGGGGUGGGGUCUCCAUCACUGACCGGCCUUCGCGGUACAUCUACUACCCAAGCCACAGCCUCCCCAGCGGCAAGGGCGUCCUGCUGGCCUCCUACACUGUGGACGAUGAUUCCCUCUUCUUCAUAUCCAUGAAACACGACCAGGUGGUAGAUAUCGUCCUAGAGGACCUGGCUGCUGUGCACCAGAUACCCAAGGAGGAGCUGCGGCGCAUGUGCCCCUCCUCCGUGCUCAAGCGCUGGUCUCUGGACCCCCUCACCAUGGGUGCCUUCACUGAGUUCACGCCCUACCAAUUUGCCGACUAUUCGCAGCAGCUCUUCCAGCCAGAGGGUCGCAUCUACUUUGCUGGCGAGCACACCUGCCUGCCCCAUGCCUGGAUAGACACUGCCAUCAAGUCCGGCCUCCAGGCAGCCAGGAACAUCCAGGCUGCCGUGGACCAGGAGGCCAUGGGGAGACACAAGACCUUCACCAACAACCAGAGUCCUUCCUAACCCUGAGAGAAAUCCCUGGGGGAAUCUGACUGGAAGCAGACUGGGAGGGGGGCGAUAGAGGCAGGACCCAGGAGAGAGGUCACCAUUAGUCUCCGUGCCUACAAGUAGGAACCCAAAAAUGCCAAAGAACCAGCUGUGAAGUCCACAAGAAACAUCACCCACUUUUCUGCUUUCUCCCCUGCCAACCCUUGAGGAAGGAUCAGCAGAGUCAAGGUAUAUGGAGGGAUAAGAAAAAAAUCAAGAAUAGACAAUGCUGGAAUCACCCCUUAACUUGCAGGAAAUUAUCUCCUGCUGCAUAAUUGUAACAUGCAAAAGAGAAAGGUUUCAACAACAUCCUAAUUCCUGUCACCUGCAACUAGAUUCUCCUAAACGAACAGACAAACCCCCAACCACACAACAUUAAACCAGACUGGCCACACAAACUCCGUCACUGCAUGCCUGAGCCAGGGGCCUCACAUCUUGGCCCAACACAGAGUCUAGGUGGAUGGGAGAGAUAAGAGUUCUUUUCUGCUCUUGUUGAGCCUACAAGAGCAGGAUCUUGGCUUCCUGGAGUUGCUUCCUGACCCACAGAAUUUUCCUCUUCACCCUCACCUCCCCAUCACCAAGAAACCACCCCAGCUGCCCUGCCUCUGCCUGUCCAGCCCACACAUUCCCCUGGGAGGACACCAACCUCAUUCUACAUACUCCCCCCUACUCUGCUCCUCUCUGAAACCUGCUCUGUCCUUCUAGGCCUAACUUAAUUAAUUCCCCCUCCCCAAAUCCUCCCUUAAAGGCUACACCCAAACCCUAGGGAUCUUGCUCCCUUGAAGCCCCACCCUUCCUUCCUAGAGUCUCAAACAUUUGGACUGUGGAUCUUGUGUUGCCAUGUACUUCCUUCAUGAUGGCAUAUUAUCUGCCCAACUGUACUGAGAGCCCCCAAGGGCUGGGAUCAUAUCUUGUAUGCCUUUUUGUAUUUCCCCUCCGGAUAGCUACUAAGUAUAUGCUAUUUCCCUCAGCCUGUCAACAAACAUUUAUUAUGCAUCUACCAUGUGCCAGGCACUAUGCUGAGUACCAGUUCCAAAGAAUGAGCAGCAUUAUUCGAUUGAAUCAAAUCUUCAUUCCCACCUGUGUCUACAUAUCUCCAAAGAUCAGUUCCCAAAUCUAGCUCAUUUUUUAUCCCAAACUUUUGGGGUUUGGGGUCCAACUAGGCAAAAGAAAGGAGUAAAUAAAGUGGUGAAUCCUUUUCCUGGAGAACAUUCCUAUGAGGGAGACCUUGGAGGGCUCUGAAGACUAGCACGAUGAAGUAUUGGCAUGGAGUGUUGUGUCCUGAGACUGGCUCGGUGUGCUGUGUCCUGAGACUGGAAGGGAGUGUUGUGUUUGAGACUGGAAGGGAGUGUUGUGUUUGAGACUGGAAGGGAGUGUUGUGUUUUGAGACUGGCAUAUUGUAUAGAAGGAAGGAAAUAGAGAAAGGAAACUUACAUUUUCUUACUGCAUUUUGGUCUAACUCCUGGUUUUCCAUUCACCCCUGCAAUAGUAAGGAUUUUUUCAGAUCAAAGUGUUAGAAAUCAAACUCAAACUAGCUUAAAGGAAAAGGAAAUGUUUUGACUCACGUAUCUGGAAAGUCCAGGGUGAAGCUCACUUCACCUAGACAGAUUGGAUUCAGAAAUUGAUAAGUCAUCGUUAAGGUUCUCUCUCCUUCCACCUCUUGACUCUGCUUUCCUAACUUAGCUUCUGUAUUGAGUUAAAUAACGUCCCCCCAAAUUCUUAUCCACCCAAAAGCUGUUAAUGUGACCUUAUUUGGAAAUAAGGUCUUAGAAGAUGUAAUCAAGUUAAGAUGAGGUCAUACCGGCU